Molecule: messenger RNA, 3537 nt
Organism: Jatropha curcas
Lineage: Eukaryota; Viridiplantae; Streptophyta; Magnoliopsida; Malpighiales; Euphorbiaceae
Molecular function (GO): zinc ion binding
Source: RefSeq, a predicted model, not a curated record
AAGAGACAAAAGACAAAAGACAAGUUCAAUAAUCAAGAACAGCUUAGCUUUGUUUCUUGCAAGAGAAAAAUUAAAGUUAUAGGGAGAGUGAGAAAAAAAAAAAGGUUAGAGAGAGAUGGAGAUUGAAUUCUUGCACAAACACCCAUUGAAGUUUUAUGACAAAUCAAAUGAAGAGAUAUGUAUGGGAUGUAGAGAACCCAUAUUAGAUCAAACUUAUGGUUGCAGCCGUUGUCAAUUUUUUCUCCACAAAUCUUGUACUCAGCUUCCAAUAAAAAUCAAACAUUUUUUCCAUCCAUGCCCUCUUCUCCUCAGAAUUUCCUCAAUUUCGAAAUGUAAUGCUUGCUAUGAAGAUACCCCAGGUUUCAUUUACAGUUGUGAGCCAUGUGAGUUCAAUAUGGAUAUCAAAUGCUCUCAGCUUCCUAAAAUAAACCCUAAUAUCCAAGAAAAGCAAAUCUACCAUUCUAGUCAUAGGCAUCCUUUAACUCUCUUUAGAGAUCUUGAGGGCAAUGAAGCUUACUGUAAAGUAUGCAAAAAGCUCUGUUUAAUUCAGAUUUGCGGUUGCAGCGAAUGCAAUUAUUAUCUUCAUAUUUCUUGUAUGGAAUUUUUGCCCCAGAAAAUUCAAGGCUCAUUUCAUUCUUGCAUGGUUACUCUACUCACUGGCCAGCAAUAUCUUUGUGGUUCUUGUAAUAAAGAUUUUUCUGGCUUGACUUUUCGCUGCGGUAAGUGCUAUUUCCAUCUAUGCUUAGAUUGUUUUGUAACUUCAACUGUAAAGUCUGAAGGGCAUUCUAGGCUUCCUUUGGAAAUACUGCAUUUCAUUCACCCUUGUCCUCUUUUUCUUAGGAUUUCUUAUGUAUUUAUGUGUAAUGCUUGCCUUGAUCGUCGCUCUGGCUUUGCUUACUAUUGCGAAAAAUGUGAAUUUAAUUUAGAUAUUGAGUGUUCUCAAGUUCCUAUAGUAAACUCUGAGCAGAUUCAACAUUUUAGUCAUUUACAUCCCUUGACACUUUAUCGAAAACUUGAAGAUAAUGAAGAAAUUAGUUGCAGAAUAUGUGAGCAACUCUGCUCUGGUUCUGCCUGUGGUUGCAGCCAAUGCAAUUUUUACCUUCAUAAGUCUUGCAUGGAAAUUUUGCCUCAAAAGAUUGAACCUUUAUUUCAUUCUUGUCCUCUUAUUCUGCUAUCAACCGUGUCUUAUCGGUGUGAUGCUUGUCACCAAGACUACUCUGGCUUGACCUUUCGCUGUGGCAAGUGUUACUUCCAUCUAUGUGUUAAUUGCUCUUUAAUGUCUACAAUGAAUCCUAAUAGACCUUUCGAUAUUCCACGAAAGAUUCAACAUUUCUUUCACUUGUGCCCUCUGUUUCUUAGAAUUUCUCCUUCCUAUACUUGUAAUGCUUGUUAUAAACAACAUUCAACCUUUAGGUAUCAGUGUAAUGAUUGUGAUUUUAAUAUGGACAUUGAAUGUGCCCUGAUUCCUACUAUAGAAUCCGAUAGUCAGAAGGAGCAAAUUCAACAUUUCUGUCAUUGGCACCCUUUAACACUCUUUGAACAGGUGAAAGAUUAUGAAACUUGCUGUGGAAUAUGUGGGAAACUCUGCUCAAGUCCUAUCUAUGGUUGCAGUCAAUGUAAUUUUUACAUUCAUAAAUCUUGCAUGGAAGCUUUAGAGCAAAGGAUUGAGCACUUCUUCCAUCAGUGUCCUCUGAUUCUACUUACAACUCCAUCAUAUCGGUGUGAUGGUUGUGACAAAGAUUUCUCGGGCUUGACCUUUCGCUGUGGCAAGUGUUAUUUUCAGUUAUGUGUUGAAUGUGCCCUGCUGCCAGCUAUAGAAUCUGAUUUCCAUACAAAAAUUCAGCAUUUCCUCCAUAGGCAUCCAUUGAUUCUUGCUGAGAAGAAAGUUACUGAUAAAGUUUAUUGCUAUGAAUGUGGAGAAUGUUGCAGGGGAAAUACCUACGGCUGUAUCAAAUGCAAUUUCUUUUUACACAAAUCAUGUGCAAAAUUACCACACGAGAUUGAAAGUGCAUUUCAUCCAGAGCAUCCCCUAUCACUGCUACACAUGUCUUCUCAAAAUUCAGAAAUAGUAAGAAGAUGUGAUUUGUGUCUCAAGAUUUGCAGUCAUUUUGCCUUCUGCUGUGAAAAAUGUAAUUUCGUACUAGAUGUGGAAUGUGCUUCACUCAAGCCUACAAUAAAGUACCAAGGUCAUGAUCAUGAUCUUACUGUUGUGGAGAAAAUACAUGAUGAACUUGAAUGUGAUGCUUGUUACAGCUCUUGCAAGGACCUUCCUGCAUUCCGUUGCGUGGAAUGCAAUUUUGAUAUUCACCUUUUAUGCGGUCCUUUGCCUUGCAAAAUUAAACAUAAAUGUCAUGUAGAUCCUCUCACACUCAAGGAUUAUUAUGUUGAGGAUGAAGAUGAAGAUGAUGAAUUCUAUUGUGAUGCUUGUGAGCAAAGAAGAGAUCCGCGAUUCUGUGUUUAUUAUUGUAAACAAGGUUGCCCUAUGGUAUGUGAUGUGAAGUGUGUAAUGUCCGAGGUUAUCGCAUCAUUAAGAGGAGAGCGUGGAGAUGUGGAAUUAAGAGUUGUUGGCAGACACAUGAUUAGUAGGGUAUUUAGCAAAGACUUGGCAAGUGAAGAAAGAGAGCAAACUGGGACAGAUAAAGUUGCAACGAAGGAAAAAGUAAAGAUCAUACCUACUCGGUCAUUGGACGAUAUAGUUGAUUCUCUUGAUCCAACUGAGCAAAGUGAACUCAAUGAUAUUGCAACAGCAAUGAAAACUAAAAGCAAGGCAACACUUGAAAGCAAUAAAAACCAAGUAACUUUGCCAUACUCAGAAGAGGCAUUUACACAGUUCAUGAAUUUGCUUGAUUCUUCCAUUUUGAAAUAUGAGCUUCCAAAUUUUAUCCAAGAACAUGAUUUUACCUCUGUUGGAGACUACCUUGUCUCUCAAACACUCAUUCCCACAUUCCAAGACUUAUUUGCUAAGUAUGGAGAUGUCAGUGCCAAGUCUACAUUCAGUCCCAAAUUGAAGUCAAUAGUUUUUUGCUUCCUUUGCAGUGUGAUACACAGUAUGCAGACAACAAAGGUUGUGGACAUAACUGAAGAUAUACUUCAAGAAUGGUGGGCAUGUUUAAAGUUUGUGCAGCUUGCAGGGUUCAAAAUACAGUCCAUUAUCGAUCAUGUGAAGCGAGUUGCACGUGCCUACUUUGUUCUUCAGGCUAGAAUGUUUACAGAUUACACAUCUGUGGAGAAAAAUGAAGAAAUUGAACAGAUUUCCAGUGAUAUUAAGGUACUAACAGUAAAGUUAGAAGAAAUAAAGGAACAACAAGAGCAUAAUAAAUUGAAUGCACAAGCUGCAACUGCAAGCUUGAUGAAGCAAUUCUUAAGAGAUGCUUCAGCAAUGAAGUGGAAGCCUGCAGCUCAUGGUCUGCUAUAGAUUAUAAUUGUAAAAUGUAAAUUUGAAAAGCUCAUAGCUCAAUGCGUACUGUAACCGAAUUAAAAACUUUAUUAGUGAUUAAAAGAAAUAAAAAAAACUGAACACUUCAUUGUCUCCAGUGA